Messenger RNA from Zasmidium cellare ATCC 36951, 312 nucleotides. RefSeq lists its product as uncharacterized. NCBI's taxonomy places the organism in Eukaryota, Fungi, Ascomycota, Dothideomycetes, Mycosphaerellales, Mycosphaerellaceae. The transcript has 2 exons. Bases 1 to 312 code for a protein of 103 amino acids. The record is from RefSeq and is a predicted model, not a curated record.
AUGCAAAUCAACCCCAUCCUCUGGCUCUACGCCCUCCGACUAGGCCAGGUCGCAGGCGGCUUCAGCAUCCUCUUCUCGCCCAUCAUGCUCCUCGACCCAGAAUACUCUCCAUACGCCUUUCCAAUGAUUGGCCUCGGGGUACUGUUCAUCGCCCUCCCUUACAGCAGUGCUUUCAAGAGGGUCAUGAAUGCUGGCUACGAAGACAGUAACAAACGCAACGGUGCGGGUGACAAUGGCGAGAACCGGCAGAAGAAGAGGCAGCGGCAGCGGCAGGAGCGCAAGAAUCCGAACGGUCUUACUUGGAGGCGAUGA